Molecule: messenger RNA, 1265 nt
Organism: Doryrhamphus excisus (bluestripe pipefish)
Lineage: Eukaryota; Metazoa; Chordata; Actinopteri; Syngnathiformes; Syngnathidae
Product: short coiled-coil protein A
Cellular component (GO): trans-Golgi network
Source: RefSeq, a predicted model, not a curated record
CGUGAGAGGCAGGCUCGGCUUUCACGAGGACCGAAGAUAAUCAAGUUAAGAAAACUCUCAGAUGUUUGCUUUUCUGAGCCAAAAAUAAGAAAGGACGCCAAACUGAGGGAGGAAAAGGAACGCAAGGCCAUGCAGGCUGAUACCACGGUAGAGGAAGAUGAGACGUUCACUGACAUAUCACUGGCAGACGACACAGUGGACAGCAGACCUGCAGCCCUGUAUACUAAGCCGGAGAACGAGCUCUUCAUCAUGAACUGUGAUAUAGAUGGGGACAUGGAAAACCAGGUGGAGAUGGAGGAGAAGACACGGCUCAUAAAUCAGGUGUUGGAACUCCAGCAUACUCUGGAAGACCUGUCAGCGCGGGUGGAUGCAGUGAAGGAGGAGAACUUGAAGCUAAAGUCGGAGAACCAGGUUCUCGGGCAGUAUAUUGAGAACCUUAUGUCUGCGUCCAGUGUCUUUCAGACCACCGACACCAAGAGCAAACGGAAGUGAGGCCUUCUUUUGCCAGAAAUUGCAUCAGUCGCCGCAAGUUGACGCCUGCAGGCGAACCUUCUUUUUCACCAACUUCUUUUUUUGUUGUUGAAGGACUUCCUGUGUCAGUCUCCAACAAGCAGAAGGCUGCUGAAGCAAAGAAGAAUCCAGAAUGAAUACUAUUGUAUCUCUAACAAAUACUAUUGUGACCAUGACGCUUCUUUUCAAUGCCUUUGUUUUUAAUGUGUUGUCCUAAGUGGAAGUCAUCAUGGCCACGUGUUGCAUGAUCGUUGUCAUCUUUUCUACUCCCAGCUCAACAUUGUUUGUGGAAAAUGUAUUCCAGUGGCAUGUGCACCUUAUCACAUCAUUUGGGAGUUCAGCUUAUCAGGCAUCAACCAGUUUUUGACAAGGGUAAAUACUAAAAAAAAUAGUUUAGCUCUAUGAUUGGUGUGUAAACGAUGGGGUUGGCCAGGAAGUAAAGAUGCUUCCACUGUAAGAGCGCCAAAACAAAAGCAUCAAAGUGGUUUAGAGUGCUAUUGAUCUGCUGUGGCAGACCAAGACCAAGCUGUAACUGUCUGAGGCAGCAAUUAAAGAGUGUCCAUUAAAAACCGUAACACUGCAAAAUUGUACUUGUUGCCAAAAUGUUACUUUUUGGCAAGUUUUACCUCAUGUGUUAACAAUGGGUGAAAAGGGACAGAUUGUUACAAGUUAUUUAUUUUGAUAUUUUUAAGUUGUAUUCUAUGAGUAGAUACCCAGCACUGUUCCUUUUGUUUUUAAUAAAAGCUCAAGCUCAA